GGAUGAUGAUCAAUACUUCCUCUGUUUUUCUCUCAACAGGAGAGAGGGACCUGAUGAGUCAGAGGGGAGGAUAGAUGAGUGACGGACACUACUAGUGGGUUCCAGACACACAAAUCCAAAUCAAGAAGGUACAUUCCUCUUCCUCUCGUCACAACAUGUUCCCUGAACAUUUCAUAAAGGCUCCUGAUCCACUGCAGAGCCCCGGUCUCAGUACCACCAUAGAAGCUACCGCAGUAUGAACCGGGCUUUCAACAGGAGAAACGAUAAAUCUGGAGGAAUGACAUCCCCUGAGGCUUUGGCCAAGAAUCACAUGGCGUACAAUGUCAAGUUCCUUGGCGUAACAGAGGUUGACCAACCUAAAGGCACAGAUGUCAUAAGGGUAGCAGUGAGAAAGCUGAAGUUCCAAAGGCAUAUCAAGAAAUCAGAGGGACACAAAACACCGAAGGUGGAGCUGCAGGUAUCCAUCUACGGAGUGAAAUUAUUAGACCCCAAGACCAGAGAUGUACAGCACAACUGUCAGCUUCAUAGGAUAUCCUUCUGCGCGGACGACAAAACGGACAAGAGGAUAUUCACCUUCAUCUGCACAGAGCCAGAGACCAAAAAACACAUCUGUUAUGUGUUCGACAGUGAAAAAUGUGCAGAGGAGAUCACCGUCAGCAUUGGUCGAGCAUUUGACCUGGCGUACAGGAAGUUUCUGGAGUCUGGCGGAAAAGACGUGGAGAUGAGGAAACAGAUCGGCAGUCUGCAGAAAAGAAUUCUGGAACUGGAAACUGAAAAUUCCAAGUUGAAAGAACGACUUCAAGAUCUAGAGGAUCACAUGGCAGAUUGUCAAGGCUCACCGCUUCUACACUUGAACUCUUCUAACGAGGCCCACAUGCUGCCGAGUCGCUCGUCUAUGUUCUGGGAUGACAGUGUCAGCCUGAACGCCCUUUCCUUUCUAGAGAUGUCCUCUGUGGCUCUAACCCCAGCCAGCUCUCCAGACUCCAGUAUCUCCGCUGGUCUACUAACCCCUCCACCCAGUAAACCUGCCCAGCCCAGGCUACCGCAGCAUUAUGGGUGCUGCUUACCUCGACCGCGAGCAUGGAGCACCAUAUCCAGGCCUACCCCAACGGACGUUUUCGACAUGGUUCCAUUCUCCUCAGGGUCUCCUAUGGCAAGGAAACCUGCCAUCAAUGGGUCCUCCCCUCCUCCUCCCUCCUUUUCACCUCCUCCACCUCCUCCACAUGUUUUCCUGAAAGAGAGAGGAACAGAUAUUUUGGGGGCGGAGCCUUUUGACCCGUUCCUCUGCAACACAUCCUUUCCUCCUGACGUCCAAUCUAAACUGGAUGAAAUGCAGCGUCAGCGACGGUUAGUUUACUCUCACCUUUGUGUAUGCUUCACAAUAUCCAUCACAUCUUUUUUUUCCAUUAAACAUGCAUUCACAUUUUCACUGAGGUCUGCCUCUAUUUGAAUGUUUGCAUCACUCAUAAAUCAAUUAUGUACAUAGAGGCCAACUGUCAAAGUACAUUAUGAUUGUAGCAUACCAUGUUUGCUCCCAGGCUGCUGGUGCUAGUCCUGCUCAUUUCCUAUCAAUUAGCCAUCAUUUUGUUUUGUCAAAACAGAUUAAGUGUAGACCUGAAUUAGAAAGCAAGGUUUCCUGAGAAUCUCAAUUGAGAAUAUGUCUAGGAUACUGCCCUGUAAUUACAGCAUUGCUCAUUGUUAUAUAGGACACACUGCUCUAGACUUCUGUAGUCUCUGGUUGGAUCACUGACCUGUGUGUGUCUCUCUCUGAAGGAGGGGUUCAAUAUGGGACUAACCCUGGAGGGCACCAUCUUCUCUCUGGACCCAGUAGACAGUCGCUGCUGACCCCAACGUGGACAGUUGAUGCUGACCCCAACACAACCCCAACAUGGACAGUUGAUGCUGACCCCAACGCAACCCCAACGUGGACAGUUGAUGCUGACCCCAACAUGGACAGUUGAUGCUGACCCCAACACAACCCCAACAUGGACAGUUGAUGCUAACCCCAACAUGGACAGUUGAUGCUGACCCCAACGCAACCCCAACGUGGACAGUUUGCUGACCCCAACAUGGACAGUUGAUGCUGACCCCAACGCAACCCCAACGUGGACAGUUGAUGCUGACCCCAACGUGGACAGUUGAUGCUGACCCCAACGUGGACAGUUGAUGCUGACCCCAACGUGGACAGUUGAUGCUGACCCCAACGCAACCCUAACGUGGACAGUUGAUGACCCCAAUGCUUUCCUUUUGUAGACAUAAUUUAAUUGGUAAAGAAGUAUUUGUAUAAAUUCAACAUUUCUGGAACUAUACGUUGGGACUAUUUGCAUUGGUUUAAAUGGUGACCAAUGUCAUGAUAAAUGCACUGCAGUAGAUGACUAUUUUUCUACCCCAUAAAUAAAAUGUGUAUUUUUUGUUGUUGGGGGGUGCAUUGCUUUUGUCAUUUGGAUUAUUGUGCAGUCAUUAAAUGUGAUUAGUGGUUGACAAGAUUGGAAGACCAUUAGCUCAUUGACUUCCUCAUUUUAUAGACGCUGGCACUUUAACUAAUAUUUUCUGUAUAAUUUUUGCACCAGGAAGCUCUUUUUUAAAUUACUUUUUACCUUUCAUUGUUGUUCGCCGAUAAACGUAUUGGUUAGAGGUAAAGAUGUUCAUUUGGUGCCAGGCAGGUAUUAUACCUGCCGAAAGGAAAAGAGUAUGAGAGUACCACACCAGGAAAAACAUCAGCAGAAGAGAGGGUAGCCUGUUUGCUAGGUAGCCAGUGAAGAGAAAGGAUAAGCUGCCAUAUUAAACACGUCACAGCACAGGGGUAACCCAACCAAUAAUACCGCAUACAAUAAUAAUGGCAGAGCAAUUUAAAAGGCAACUUCAUAGAAACAAUUGACAAGAAGGAACCCAGUCAUAACCCUUAGAAUUUUCAAUAUUUGGUAUUACCUCCCCGUGGGGGAGUGAGGUGUGUGUUCAAAGACAAAACAAAUAACACCUUAAUGUCAAAACUGUUAAAACAAUAAACUCAUGCAACCUCCCUUUAA
This is a messenger RNA of Salvelinus fontinalis (brook trout), 3026 nucleotides long. Its product is annotated as PTB domain-containing engulfment adapter protein 1-like. Bases 236 to 1450 code for a protein of 404 amino acids. The record is from RefSeq and is a predicted model, not a curated record. NCBI's taxonomy places the organism in Eukaryota, Metazoa, Chordata, Actinopteri, Salmoniformes, Salmonidae. The transcript is spliced from 12 exons.